This is a messenger RNA of Trichobilharzia szidati, 1245 nucleotides long. Lineage: Eukaryota; Metazoa; Platyhelminthes; Trematoda; Strigeidida; Schistosomatidae. The record is from the annotation of a GenBank genome assembly.
AUGGAAGUUAUGAAUGAAAAUUGUAGUAGUGAAUUAUCCAAAUCAACAAUUACAAAUUCACUGAAGAUUAUAUCAUUUUCUAGUAUAAAACUUUUUGCUAUUAUUAUUCAACUAAUUGGAAUAUCAUUAAAUGUGUUUGUAUUGUAUGCAUUACUCAAUGUUAAACUCGGUUCACGUUUAACAACCCUAUUAUUGAGUAAUCAAUGUAUAUUCGACUGCCUAAUAUGUAUAUUGGCUUUUUUAAAAGUACUGAAAACAGAACGUUGGUAUACUGGGUAUAUAAUUAUUGAUAGUCUAUUGUGUUAUUUAUGGUUUAGUUAUACUCUAUUUUGGUUUGUAGUCUUAUUAAGUUUAAGUAACAUGAUGUGUACAGCGCUGGAUCGACUAGGCGCUGUUGUCUACAGUCGUACAUAUCAACUACGUCAAAAUGUCUAUAUCACAUUAGCCUAUACAAGUAUUCUAAUCUACUCACUAGCACUAGUCUCUAUUAAUCCAUUAUUAUUACAAUAUCGGGAUAAAAAGUGUUAUGAUACUAUUUUAUAUGAUAAAAAAUGGAUAAUUUUAUUGAUGAAAGUUGAUUCUAUCCUAUGGCCAUGUCUCACUUACUUAUUUCCAUGUAUACUGACAAUAAGUGUCUAUGCUAAAGUUAUAACCAUAUUAAGAAAUUCAACAUUUUAUCGUCAAACAAGUAGUCAUCGUGGAAUUAAUGAUAAUAAAAGCAAUACUGGCAGCGAUAAUAACAACAACAACAAUACGAAUAACAAUAGCACUGAUAAUCAUAACAAUUGUCAUCGUAAAGCAUCAAAUCGUCAAACGCCUAAAUCAUAUAAUAAUAAUAAACAGAAACGACAUCGUAAAAUUGCUCAGUCAUUAACCAUAGCUACAUGUAUUAUGCAAACAAUAUUUCUUAUCACACAUUCAUAUGAUCGAAUUUAUUACUUUCUUGGUGUACAUCGAUGGAUAUCUUAUCAAAUUGGUUGUACCACACAUGUAUUCGGUUUAUGGUUAGUAACACUGAAUAGUUGUAUUAGUCCAAGUGCGCUUAUAUUCACUGUACGUCCAUUACAAGUAUACCUUUUACAAGCAAUGAAUCGAUGCUGUUGUGCAUGUUCCAAGAAAUUCAAUAUUCCUGUAUCAAUUAAUUAUCCGACGGAUUAUUCUGAAGCACAUUUAAGUAGAAAUGACCAUGAAAAUAGAACUAGUCGAAUUGAAUCAAGUAUAGCAUCAAAGAAAAUUUCAAAUUGA